Myiozetetes cayanensis is the source of this 2341-nucleotide messenger RNA. It is a transcript of the gene ATG10, whose product is annotated as autophagy related 10. The transcript is spliced from 7 exons. Gene Ontology annotation, cellular component: intracellular anatomical structure. Bases 367 to 1047 code for a protein of 226 amino acids. Gene Ontology annotation, molecular function: Atg12 transferase activity. Lineage: Eukaryota; Metazoa; Chordata; Aves; Passeriformes; Tyrannidae. The record is from RefSeq and is a predicted model, not a curated record. Gene Ontology annotation, biological process: protein modification by small protein conjugation; protein lipidation; macroautophagy.
CAGGGGGAGCGGAGGGUUUGUGGAGGCGGCAAGGCGUGGGUCGUCCCUCCCCCUCCAGCCACCUCCUGCUGCCUCUCCCGCUCUGCCCCCUCUCCUUCCCGUGCCCCCCCGUGCCCCCCCGUCCGCGGGGCCGCGAAGGCCGAGGAGAAGGAGGAAGAUCCUGUCCGGUGCUGGCCUGGCCUCCAGCGGCUGGCGAGGCCCGUGACCGAGCGGCACGGACACGCUCCGGUCUGCCCGUGGCUCUUUCACGGAAUCCCAGGAUAUUUGGGAUUGGAAGGAAACUCUGGAGAUCGUCAAGUCCAACCGCAGGCCAGUCAGGGUCAUCUGGAGCAGGUGACACAGGGACGUGUCCAGAUACCCUGUAGCAUGGGAGGUGAAGAAGACUUCUUUUUGGAGGAAAAAAGAUUCAAGCAGCACUGUGAAGAAUUUGUUAAGCAUUCACAGCAGAUAGGAGAUGGCUGGGAGUGGAGAACUAGCAAGGACCUUGGUGAUGGUUAUCUUAGUAAAACACACUUCCAAGUAAGAAAUAGACACAUCCCACCAGAUCUCAAGGAGAAAACCAAUGAUAAUAUUGAACAAACGUUACUUGCGCAUGUUGAAGAGUCUUUGGAUGAUUGUCAAGUAGCUGGAGUUUGUACAACAGAAGAAGUGAUUCGCUAUGAGUAUCAUGUCUUGUACUCCAGCAGCUACCAAGUGCCUGUGCUUUAUUUCAGAGCAUGCUUUUUAGAUGGAAGACCUUUAACUCUAGAGGAAAUUUGGAGAAGUGUCCAUCCAUGUUACCAGGAUCGUCUGCAGGAGGGGCCCUGGGACACCAUCACACAGCAGGAACACCCCAUCCUUGGGCAGCCCUUUUUUGUUCUGCACCCCUGCAGAACUAAUGAAUUCAUCUCCGCUGUGCUGACUGGCCCAUGGAAACAAAACAGACACAAAAAUUAUGUUAUUCUGUGGCUCAGUACUGUAGGCCCAGUUGUGGGCCUCAGUCUGCCUCUGAGUUAUGCAAAAGUAGCACCUGAGCAGAAUUCAUACACUGAUUCAGCUGAAAGGUGAGAGAAAAUGAAACUACCUUUUCCUCUUCCAUCCUCGUGUUACAAAGAUCAGAUGGAUAACUACUAGAACCAUUACCUUCUCCUUUUGAGCUUUUGGGCCCGUUCACUUCCAGGACUCACCUUCCAGUAUUUUGCUUACCUUCCUUACUUUGCAAUGUGCUGAGAGAGAAGUACUUGGACAUUGCUGACACCCUCUGUCGUGGGUUCAGGUAGCUGGGUUUUUGGUAGUAAUAAGGCCAUAAGGGUGAUUUCAGUUGGAAGCUGCUAGAAGUUUCACUGUCCUAUGAAAAAGCCAAUGAUAGCCAGCUCCAGAAGGGAUUUCCUGCUUACUAGCCAAGGCUGAGCCAAUUAGGGUGCUUCUGUGAUAUCAUAUUUAAGAACAGAGGAACAGAAGUGUCGCAGAAGAAAUUCCGGUCCUAGAGAGAGCAAGCAGUCAUCAAAGUCAUUGCAGCCGGAGGUGGGGGGAAAUGCAGGGGUGGGAGCCUUUCCCUCUCAUCUGCCCCAGAAGCAGGGCAAAGCUGAAGCCCCUGCAGCCCAUGAAAGACCUUCAGGGUGCAGAAACCUUCCUGCAACCUGUGGAGAAGUCCAUGCUGGAGCAGGUGGACACAUGGAGGAAGCCGUGACCCCUGUGGGAGGCCCAAGCUGGAGCGAAGUCCUGCUGGAGACCUGUGGCCAGUGGCCAGUGGAGAGAAAUAACCACACUCUGAAGCAAGUUUUCCCUGGUAAGACUUUAGCCCUGGUGGGAGACCCACAGCAAUACAGCUCAACCCAUGAAGGACUGCACCCCCUUGGGGAGUCGUCCAUGGGGCAACAGAUUGAAAGGAACUGUUGCCUGAGGGGUGGAUGGACCCAUGCUGGAGAAGUCCAUCAAAGACUGUGUCCCAUGGGAGGGGACUCCACAGAAACAGGGGAAGGACUUAGAGCCAUUAUUUCCUCUGUCACUUGUGGUAGACUAUGAUAAUAUAAGAGUCCCCUUACAGCCGUAGAAGAUCUUCAGACUGCAAAGAGCUGAUUAUAAAAUCUAGUGCUACCCAAGGAAUGGAAAACAACAACAAAAUUUUAACUGCAAACACCCCCCACUCUGUUCUCCUGUACUGCUAGGGUGGAAGUGAGAGCUGAGAAAGAAAGACUGGGGGCGGGGAGAGAAGGUGGUGUGUUUUAAGACUGUUUUAUUCUUUUACUCUUUAGCUCUUAUUCUGUUAGCAAUGAGUUUAGCUUUUAGUCUGUUACUAAUAAAUCUAAGUUUUAUCUGCACUCUAAGUUUGUUUGUCUGUUAAUAAAGGCCUUUCUCUCAA